GGAACUGCGGACUCCACACUGAGUUUACAACUCUCUCUGAAUACACGAAUGUUACUAACCUGACUUUAAACUAGUUUAACUUUUAACAUAAGCCGUUGAACAUUGCUAUAGGUCAGUUUUAUAAGCAUUUGAGGAUGUCUGCGUCUGCUGUGUUCGUGCUCGAUCUGAAGGGGAAGGUGCUGAUUUGUCGAAACUAUAAAGGUGAUGUUGACAUGUCUGAGAUCGAUCACUUCUUUACACUGUUAAUGCAACAGGAAGAGGAGGGGCUUCUGUGCCCUGUGAUGUCACGUGGCAAUGUUCACUUCCUGUGGAUCAAACACAACAAUCUGUACCUGGUGGCCAUCACAAACAAGAACUCUAAUGCAUCAAUGGUUUACGCCUUCCUGUACAAGCUGGUGGAGGUGUUCACAGAGUAUUUUAAGGAGCUUGAGGAAGAAAGUAUUCAGGAUAAUUUUGUGGUCGUGUACGAGCUGCUCGAUGAACUCAUGGACUUUGGAUUCCCGCAGACGACAGACAGCAAGAUUCUUCAAGAAUACAUCACACAGGAGGGGAAUAAACUGGAGGUGGCGAAGACUAAAGUGCCCACCACAGUGACCAACGCUGUGUCCUGGAGGUCAGAGGGCAUCAAAUACAAGAAGAAUGAAGUUUUCAUCGACGUCAUCGAGUCUAUUAAUGUUCUGGUGAACGCUAACGGCAGUGUGAUGAGCAGUGAUAUUGUUGGCAGCAUCAAACUGAAGACGAUGUUGUCUGGAAUGCCGGAGCUUCGUUUGGGUCUCAACGACCGUGUGCAGUUCGCUCUCACUGGACGUGACAAAGGGAAGACUGUGGCAAUGGAG
Molecule: messenger RNA, 836 nt
Organism: Xyrauchen texanus (razorback sucker)
Lineage: Eukaryota; Metazoa; Chordata; Actinopteri; Cypriniformes; Catostomidae
Product: AP-1 complex subunit mu-2-like
Exons: 7
Biological process (GO): intracellular protein transport; vesicle-mediated transport
Cellular component (GO): clathrin-coated vesicle; clathrin adaptor complex
Molecular function (GO): clathrin-cargo adaptor activity
Source: RefSeq, a predicted model, not a curated record